Molecule: messenger RNA, 645 nt
Organism: Trichobilharzia szidati
Lineage: Eukaryota; Metazoa; Platyhelminthes; Trematoda; Strigeidida; Schistosomatidae
Source: the annotation of a GenBank genome assembly
GUCACUAUUAGUCAACCAGCGCAUUUUUCGGUUCAAGGUCAAUGGAUGAGGAUGAAGAAGUUUUCUCAGCCCUUGAGACCCAGCUAGAUAACAUAUUUAUGGUUUUGUCCUCUACAGGCUCCAGCGAUUCUGGAUUAUCGGAAUCACAGCAUGGCCUUAAUGAUAAGCACAUGGCAUCGUUUCUAGAUGCUUGCCGGAAAAUGGAUUCCUGGUUUAUUAAAAAGCGCCUGGCAUUAUCAACGUAUUGCCAGGAUUACGCACUGAAAGAGGUACCAUUUUCUUACUCCUAAUCCUGGUGAAGGAAAUAGAUGCACUGAAUGCAGAGUGCGCAAGAAAGGAAAAGCUCGCUCAGGAGUUAAAAAUGCGAAUCGAAGACUAUUCCAAGUCAAUUCAAGUUAUUGUAGACCAAUUCACAAAGGAUAUGCCCUUUCUCGACUGAAAAUGGAAAUUCUACAAUAAACGUUUGAAGCAAAUAAUUGUAUUGUAAAAAUUUCCAGCGGCCACUUAUUUUAUGUACAUAAUAUACACGUGAAAUUUUACUAUAAUAUUCUUACAAAUCAGAAAGGUGAAUUUGUUUUGUCCAACACUCUAGUGAGUUGUGUAUCCUUUCUUAUGUAUGAACGGCUUCCCAUGUUUUCAUCAGCG